UUUCCUUCCCAAUUUUAGGGCUCAGCAAAGCUCGAGGCCUCGCAAUUUUGGGUUUAGCCCCGGGGGAAUCCACCUAGGAAGGGUCUUGCUCUCGGUUGCAUUUUUUAAAACGCCCCCCCACGCCACAUCCUUCCCGGGACGCCAUGUCUACCAGCAGUUGUAGUUUCGAGGACCGGUGCGUGUCCAUCCUGUCUUGCAAAUUCUGUAAGCAAGUGCUCAGCUCUCGGGGAAUGAAGGCUGUUUUGCUGGCCGAUACAGAAAUAGACCUUUUCUCAACAGACAUCCCUCCUACCAACACAGUGGACUUAAUAGGAAGAUGCUAUUAUACUGAAAUCUGCAGAUGUAAACUGAAGGACAUCGCAUGUUUAAAAUGUGGAAACAUUGUGGGUUAUCAUGUGAUUGUUCCAUGUUGCUCCUGUCUUCUUUCCUGUAACAAUGGGCACUUCUGGAUGUUUCACAGCCAGGCAGUUUAUGGUAUUAACAGACUAGACUCUACUGGUGUUAACUUCCUACUUUGGGGCAACUUGCCAGAGCUAGAAGAGAGUGCAGAUGAAGACAUGUUAGAUAUCUCAGCAGAGGAGUGUAUUAGAUGAAAGGAGAAUAGAUCUAUGAUAGUUCUAAUAUUCAGACUUUUUGCUA
This is a messenger RNA of Pipistrellus kuhlii (Kuhl's pipistrelle), 639 nucleotides long. RefSeq names its product family with sequence similarity 72 member A (gene RUMY1). The record is from RefSeq and is a predicted model, not a curated record. NCBI's taxonomy places the organism in Eukaryota, Metazoa, Chordata, Mammalia, Chiroptera, Vespertilionidae. The transcript has 4 exons. The coding region runs from base 144 to 593 and encodes 149 amino acids. Gene Ontology annotation, cellular component: cytosol.